CAUUCAUGAAUUUUUAUUAGUCUUCUUGUGCAACCUUUCCUUGAACUAGUUAUUGAAGUCGAAAAUUUCCUCACCGAUUAACUCGACAUGAGCUUUUCUUUGUCCUGGGAGACCUAUAUAUAUAGACGGCAACACAGUCGGGAGUAACAACCUGUUUCCAGAUUAGAGAAUUUAUAGCGAGUUCGUUUCUUGAUCUACUUCGUUCUUCAACAUUGAGUAAAUAGAGAAAACAAGAUGAAAACGAUUGUUAUUGCUGCAUGCGUACUCGUGGUAGGUAUAGCCUACGCUGUACCCCAGACUCAUUUCUACGGACAUUAUGCUCCCCAACCACAACAACUUUACGGAGCAUAUGCUACCCACGGGGCUUACGGUCAAACUGCUUCUGGAGCGUAUCCCAAAUACGGAGUCUACGGUCAACCUGCUUCUGGAGCUUAUGCAGGACGAGUAGGCUACGGUCAACCUGCUUCUGGAGCUUAUGCCGGACGAGGAGGCUACGGUCAGCCUGUUGCAAGAGCUUAUGCUGGACAUGGAGCCUAUGGUCAGCCUGCUUCUGGAGCUUACGCCGGACACAGAGCUGUUCCGUACGGUCAACCACAGGUCACAGUUUACGGCCAGAAAACUCCAGUUUACGGACAGAGUAAUGGUAAGGCUCAGUCCUAUGGUCAUGAAAGGGUAUACACUGUCCGCGAUCCUUAUAAUAAUGGCCAUAUGCACGUGAAGGAGAUGCACGUGAAGAUGGACCGUAAAAUGAAUGCUGAUGAAGCUGAAGCUGCACUUCACGAUAUCAUGGGAUCCAUGCACGGUGGCCAAGGAAGCUUUAAAGACAUUCUUUCACAGAUUGGAUUUUAAUUCAAUAUUAUCUUAUUACACUUAGCCAUUUACUUUAUAAGCAGAAAUAGCGGGU
Limulus polyphemus (Atlantic horseshoe crab) is the source of this 904-nucleotide messenger RNA. RefSeq names its product annexin A7-like. NCBI's taxonomy places the organism in Eukaryota, Metazoa, Arthropoda, Merostomata, Xiphosura, Limulidae. The coding region runs from base 235 to 849 and encodes 204 amino acids. The record is from RefSeq and is a predicted model, not a curated record. The transcript has 2 exons.